Messenger RNA from Charadrius vociferus (killdeer), 1729 nucleotides. RefSeq names its product CDC-like kinase 4 (gene CLK4). The coding region runs from base 16 to 1509 and encodes 497 amino acids. The transcript has 13 exons. Gene Ontology annotation, cellular component: nucleus. NCBI's taxonomy places the organism in Eukaryota, Metazoa, Chordata, Aves, Charadriiformes, Charadriidae. Gene Ontology annotation, molecular function: protein tyrosine kinase activity; ATP binding. Gene Ontology annotation, biological process: regulation of RNA splicing; protein phosphorylation. The record is from RefSeq and is a predicted model, not a curated record.
UUUUUUCAGUUGUGCAUGUACCUGUUUGAACACAGAAUUCCUGCAUAUAACAUCCAGCAACGGAAGCCGUGGCAGAUGCGUCAUUCAAAACAAUCUCAUUGUCCUGAAUGGGACGACAGAAAGAGCUGGGAUGAAAGAAAGCACAGUAGCAGCCGUAAACGCAGGAAAAGGUCCCACAGCAGUGGACAAGAAAGCAAGCACUAUAAACCAAAUCACAUUUCAGAAAGUCAUUAUUUGGACGAUAGAGCCAUAAAUGAAAGAGACCAUCAUGACCGGAGAUAUGUUGAGGAAUACAGAAAUGACUUCUGUGAAGUAUAUGACCACAGGCAUUAUCACAGAGACUAUGAAAAGAGUCACCAUCAUCACUAUAGCAAAUCCUCUGGUCGGAGCAGGAAAAGUAGUCAUAAAAGGAAGCAUAAGAGACAUCAUUGCUCCAGUCACCAAUCACAUUCGAAGAGUCACCGAAGGAAAAGAUCCAGGAGUGUAGAGGAUGAUGAGGAGGGUCACCUGAUCUGUGAAAGUGGAGACGUUCUAAGAGCAAGAUAUGAAAUUGUUGCAACUUUAGGAGAAGGAGCUUUUGGAAAAGUAGUGGAGUGCAUAGAUCAUGAUAUGAGAGGAAUGCAUGUAGCAGUUAAAAUUGUGAAAAAUGUUGGUAGAUACCGGGAAGCUGCCCGUUCAGAAAUACAGGUGUUGGAACACUUAAACACCAUGGAUCCAAGCAGCACUUUCCGUUGUGUCCAGAUGCUGGAAUGGUUUGACCAUCAUGGCCAUGUUUGCAUUGUUUUUGAGCUACUGGGACUUAGUACUUAUGACUUUAUUAAGGAAAACAGCUUUCUGCCAUUUCAUAUUAAUGACAUUAGAAACAUGGCUUAUCAAAUUUGCCAAUCGAUAAACUUUUUACACCAUAAUAAACUAACUCAUACAGAUUUAAAGCCUGAAAAUAUCUUGUUUGUGGAGUCUGAUUACAUAGUGAAGUACAAUGCCAAAAUGAAGCGAGAUGAACGCACUUUAAAAAACACAGACAUCAAAGUCGUUGAUUUUGGAAGUGCAACUUUUGAUGAUGAGCAUCACAGCACAUUGGUGUCUACAAGACAUUAUAGAGCUCCUGAGGUUAUUUUAGCACUGGGUUGGUCUCAGCCUUGUGAUGUUUGGAGUAUUGGUUGUAUUCUAAUUGAGUAUUACCUGGGAUUUACAGUGUUUCAGACACAUGAUAGUAAAGAACACUUGGCAAUGAUGGAAAGAAUACUAGGGCCUCUGCCAACUCACAUGAUCAAGAAAUCCAGAAAGCAUUAUUUUCACCACGACCAAUUGGACUGGGAUGAACACAGUUCUGCAGGACGAUACGUUAGGAGACGCUGUAAGCCUUUAAAGGAAUUCAUGCAUUGCCAAGACACAGAUCACCAAAGUCUGUUUGACCUUGUUCGCAGGAUGCUGGAAUAUGAUCCAGCCAAAAGAAUUACUCUUGAUGAAGCCUUGCAGCAUCCUUUUUUUGAACCAUUAAAUAAAUAAAUAAAUUUGAAGAUCUUUUAUGCUUCUCCAAGGAGAUUUCCUAGACUGUGUCAGUCAACAGAGGUUGCAUGAAACUUUUGUAAGCUUUAAAUUAUUUUGUACAGUUAAGUCUGUAAAUAUUUACAUAUGUUUUGUAUAACUGUUAUGUUAACCUUGUUGAACUGUUGUAGUCUUAAUGGGUAUCAAAGUGAAAAAUAAAAGUAAUUUUCAUUUUUGAAAA